Phanerochaete carnosa HHB-10118-sp is the source of this 1973-nucleotide messenger RNA. RefSeq lists its product as uncharacterized. Bases 192 to 1973 code for a protein of 593 amino acids. NCBI's taxonomy places the organism in Eukaryota, Fungi, Basidiomycota, Agaricomycetes, Polyporales, Phanerochaetaceae. The transcript is spliced from 13 exons. The record is from RefSeq and is a predicted model, not a curated record.
ACCAGCAUGUUCUUUGAUCAACGAGCAGCUGUAAAGCUACUCCACGUUGUAAUUUCUUCCCGAAGAUCGUUUCUGGCCAUCCGCAGCAUAGGAUCUUCGUCCUCGGAAACCUCAACCACAUCGCAGGUCUUCACAUAAGAACGCAACGGCGAGUCCAAUUCCUCUCCACCCACGCCCUCCACAUUCCCGCUAUGCUGUCUCUCAAGCCAUACUCUGGUCCCUUGCGCAAGCUCGUUAUUGCAUUCGAUAUCGGUACGACAUUCAGUGGUAUUGGCUAUGCGGUCCUCGACCCUGGUGAAGUCCCGCGAAUCCAGGGAGUCACUAGAUUUCCUGGACAAGAAAAUGGUGAUUUCAAGAUACCUUCAGUGCUCUGGUACACUACAGAUGGCAAGGUCCACACUGCAGGCGCUGAGGCCCGCGAUCCUGGUAUGACUCUGGUAGCGGAAGACGAAGAUUUGAUUUUCAUCGAGUGGUUUAAACUUCAUCUCCGCCCCAGUGAGAUGAACUCAGACGGUCUCCGCAAGUCCGACCUUCGUCCUCUGCCACCUAAUAAGACAGUGAUGCAGGUAUUCGGCGACUUCUUGGCAUACCUUUUUGAGUGUACCAAGCGCUAUAUUGUCGAGACCCAUCCUAAUGGCUCCAGUCUCUGGUCUUCCGUUGAGCCACGCAUCGAAUUUGUCCUGAGCCACCCGAAUGGUUGGGAGGGUGUGCAACAGGGAAAGAUGCGCCAUGCUGCCGUACAUGCUAAGCUGAUCCCCGAUACUCCGGCUGGGCAUGCCAGAGUACAUUUCGUCAGCGAGGGAGAAGCAAGUUUAUUGUAUUGCGUGGACAAUGGUCUCGCGGCGGAUGCGAUUCAAGAUGAUGCAAGCGUAAUGAUCAUCGAUGCAGGCGGAGGAACAAUAGACCUCAGCACCUACAAGUUCACUACUGCCAGUCCGGUCUCGGUCGAAGAGAUUGCAGCUCCCGGAUGUAUUCUUCAAGGCUCCACCCGCGUCAACAUGCGGGCUAUGGAGUUCUUGAAAGAGAAACUCAAAGAUUCCCAAUACGGGAAUGACGAAGACUUGACAACCAUGUUGGAUAGCUUUGAAAAAUCGACCAAGCCAACUUUCAAGGACCCCGCGGAUAGGUCCUUCAUAAAAUUUGGAUCUAUCCGGGACCGAGACCCUGCCGUCGGCAUCCGCAACGGACAGCUCCCCCUCGAAGGGGCUGACAUAGCGCAAUUUUUCGAGCCGUCGAUCCAAGGUAUUGCGUAUGAAGUGCGUGCGCAACGCCUGGCCGCGUCUGAGCCUGUGGAUACGGCUUUUCUUGUUGGCGGCUUUGCUGCCAGCCCUUGGCUAUACUCUCGCCUGAAGACGAUCCUCCAGAACGUGGGGGUGAAACUUUCUAGACCGGACAAUCACACUAAUAAGGCCGUUGCUGAGGGCGCAGUGUCUUUCUUCCUUGGCCACUCCGUGGCUGCUCGCGUCGCAAGACUCACGUACGGGACCAGCUGCGUGGCUGACUAUAAACCCAACGAUCCGGAUCACGCGAUUCGUGCCGCUCAGGUUUAUAGCCGUCCAUCGGGCAGGUUGGUCGUUCCCGAAGCCUUCGACGUGAUUCUCGCGAAGGGCACAAAGCUGCGUGAAGAUGAAGAACUCCGCCGUCCGUUCUUCCAGGAAUCAGCAAAGGCAUCAAGUUUGAAUAACAUCUCCUCGGACGUCAUGUGCUAUCGUGGGAAGGCCAAGAGACCUGACUGGACUGACCUCGAGCCUGAAAUGUUCUCUACGCUCUGCACGAUCUAUGCCGACACGUCUAAGGUUGUCAAGCAGAAGCACCAGGGUCCAAAGGGUGUUUACUAUACCCAGAAAUUUGAUGUCGUCCUCUCGUGCGGCACGACUGAAAUGAAAGCUCAGAUCUGUUGGAUGGAGAACGGUAUGGAGAAACGGGGUAACGCGAAGAUCGUGUACGAUGACGACGUCGAAUCCGCCUCUUGA